UCGAUUCAAUACUUUUAUAAAUCUUUUUAUUCCACUUUUGAAACCUCCUACAAUUUCUAAAUCCUCAGUUAAUCUAUUUACAAAAUCUAAUACAAGUGAAAUGAGCUGUCCUGAUUGCAGAAAAUGAGUAAGCGCAUAAACGAGUUUUUCAUAUGUAGUGUGGAGCUGCAUGAUUUCGAUACAAAAUGAUUGAUGAUCAUAUAUUCUCUUUGCAUCAUUAAAUCCGUCUCUUUACUCUUUUUCUUUUCCUUCCUCUGUUCCUACAAAUUCAAUAGGAGGUUGAUAGUGAUAAAUGGAUGCAUUUUUUAUUUUCCCGAUAAUUUUGCUGUUCAUUGUAUUCUUAUUGAGAAAAUCCAGUACAAAACACAAAAUACGACGCACUUUUACCUUUUCUCUUUCAGUUGAAGAUUAGUAAUAUUAGGCGUAUCAUUCUUCUCCAAGUAAGAUCAGAAGCAUAUUGAAAAGCUUCAAUCAUUAAAAUAAGGUGUUUAAACGACCAGCUGUUAUUAAAUGGAAAACAAGAAUUGAUUACCUACAUGACCCAAAAUAGCGAUAUAAACAGAAAAAGAAAAUAGAAAUAAACAUAGAGUUUUUCCUCUUUUUAUAUUUUUGUCCUCUCUAUGC
Messenger RNA from Cokeromyces recurvatus, 624 nucleotides. RefSeq lists its product as uncharacterized. The record is from RefSeq and is a predicted model, not a curated record. Bases 193 to 405 code for a protein of 70 amino acids. The transcript has 2 exons. NCBI's taxonomy places the organism in Eukaryota, Fungi, Mucoromycota, Mucoromycetes, Mucorales, Mucoraceae.